Molecule: messenger RNA, 823 nt
Organism: Oreochromis aureus
Lineage: Eukaryota; Metazoa; Chordata; Actinopteri; Cichliformes; Cichlidae
Gene: pts
Product: 6-pyruvoyltetrahydropterin synthase
Exons: 6
Coding region: 65-511 (148 amino acids)
Biological process (GO): tetrahydrobiopterin biosynthetic process
Cellular component (GO): mitochondrion
Molecular function (GO): 6-pyruvoyltetrahydropterin synthase activity
Source: RefSeq, a predicted model, not a curated record
UUCCUUCUCCUUCCGGUUUAUCAGCCGAUAUAAGCCGUCCCCUUUGUGUUUGUGCGGUGACAUCAUGGCAGGGUCAUCUGCGCAGAGUAGCACAGCGGAGCGCAUCGGAUACAUAAGCAGAAUCGAGAGCUUCAGCGCCUGUCACCGUCUUCACAGCAUUCACCUGAGUGAUGAGGAGAAUAAAAAAGUGUACGGAAAGUGCAACAAUCCCAAUGGUCAUGGACACAACUACAAAGUGGAAGUAACCGUGCGUGGAAAGAUUGAUGCUAAAACUGGCAUGGUCAUGAAUCUGACUGACUUGAAGAAAUGUAUCGAGGAAGUAAUCAUGAUUCCGCUGGACCAUAAAAACCUUGAUAAGGAUGUUCCAUAUUUUACUACUGUUGUCAGCACAACAGAGAACGUGGCUGUUUACAUCUGGGACAACAUGGUGAAGGUUCUCCCGCCCGGCCUGCUCUAUGAGAUCAAGAUUCAUGAGACCGAUAAGAACGUGGUCGUGUAUCAAGGAGAGUAGUGAAGCAGUGUUUGGCUUAGUAGCCCUAAAGUGCCAUUCCUUUCUAUUUGUUUUAGGCUAAUUGUUUACGGACUGACUUCACUCUAGUCACGCUGACUUUGAAAGUCUUUUAGACGUUGUUACUUUUGCACAACAAAGAUUUCAUAGAUACUGCCAUGUCUAUUCUUGUAAAGAGAAUCCCAUUUAUGAUCUCAUCAUUUUGAGGAAAAUUGGCCCUAAGAGAGAACAGAAGCCUGAAAAAUGUGGUUAUAAAAUAAACUGUAAAACAUAUUGUGGACUGAAUUCAAUUAAAUAAAUAAAACUUGGUUCUCA